AUGCCAUUAUUUUCCAAAUCAAGAAAAGCACCACUAUCAUUAAAUACACUCUCGAAUGCAUUAAAGACUCAUGGCUCCAAGACACUAUCGCCGGAGGAAGUGAAUGCAAAAUCCAUUGAUGUGUCAGUAAUUAAUCAAAUUGGUAUUCCACCCGAUUCCAUCGAGGCUGUGGCGUACGACCCUAUCCAAUCCUUAUUGGCAGUCUCAACAAAAAAUAAUGAUGUACGUGUCUAUGGCCAAAUUAAUGUGGAAGUAGUGUUUGAGUUCAACUUGAAGCACCCGAUAACUUUCCUCAAGUUUGUUAAAGGUGUCUACUUACUUUGCGGAUCGCCCGGAUCAGGCCUCACAAUACUAUCGCUCCACUCCAAACAAAUUUUGGGCAAGGCACUGUUUCCGGGAACCGUUACUGCAACCGAAAGUGAUCCAGCUUUGGACUGGCUAAUACUAGGGUUGGCAAAUGGUAGUCUACUAUUCUUUGACAUUGAUCGUAAUAAUUUAACACCAUUCCGUAUUGAUAAUUUACAGAAACGGGUGUUGCCCAAGGAGAAAAUGUCACCAGUCGUUUCGAUAGAAUGGCAUCCUCGAGACAUAGGGACCUUAUUAGUUGCAUACAAUCAAUGCGCGGUUGUUUACUCGCUUGUCUCGGCAGAAGUGAAGAGUGUUUUAGUUUACGAAUUAACAAAACAAAAUAGAGCAUUUGAAUACAGCACACAUAUUGCCAAUGGUGGGAAAAAGAAGAUAUUUGGUAGCCAAAAGAUGGUUAGACCAUCUGUUGUUGAAGCUCAUUUCCAUCCAAAUGGACUUCAUGCAGUGACUAUUCAUGGUGAUAAUUCGAUUGUGUUUUGGGAUCUAGAAGGUGGUGUUAUAUUGGAGGCUAGAACGCUUUUUGAAACGCUGAUACAUAAAGAAGGUCCUCCAUUGGAGAUCCCCGAAGUUUUCAAUCCUAUUGUCACUGCCAAAUGGGUUUGUGGAGAAGACCCAGAAAACACGAAAUUACUUAUUAGUGGUGGUGAUCCCUCAUCAACAAACCUGAUCCACGUGUUGGAUUUUGGCUAUACCUUGAAAUACUCGCUAACAUCGCACGAAACUCAAGGUAAGUUUUACGCUACGCCACAAAACGGCCAGCGCAAGGUUCCAAUUGACUUUUACCUCAAACCAGAAAAUACUUUGGAGUUUAUCAGGAUUAUACAACCAAUAACCGAAAAUGGAUCACCUUAUUUCCAUUGCGGGCACAACCCUUCUUAUUUAUUAUUGGUGUCAAAUUUGGGCAGAAUAUAUUUUGUUCAUUUUGCUGAUAAUGCAGGUGGUCAAGGUAGCUCUGACUUGGGCACUACGGUGUUGCCCACAUCGAUGUCACUUAUAAAUCCUCCGUUGAGUUUCAUUGAUGUUAGACAAGUUGUUAGACUUGAUUGGUAUAGCAUUAUGUCGAGUCGAGCAUCAUCAGGAGGUGGGUAUAAGGUGGCGCCUUUAUUGCAUGGUGGAGCUCCUGCAUCUUUGGCAAAUUUCCCUAAACCUAUUGGGCAAAAUGAUUCUACUAGGAAUAUCAUGAUUACUGGUCACGAAAACGGGUUGGUGAGGUUCAUAGACGUGACAAAGGGAGAGCAGCUGGGCACUGAAAGCAUUGUGCAAGUUGGUUUGAGAGAAUCUCUUUAUGAUUAUGAUAACCCAAAGAAUCUCCGAGUUUUACAUGUCUCUUGCUCUUUCCAAAACCGGCAGUUAUUGGUUGGAUUGGCUACUGGAGAAGUGGUAAUUUGCAAGUUUGGCAAAUUCAAAAAUACUGGUAAUGGGUCUAGUGCUGCACACAGGGAUUAUAGUUCCUGUCCCAUGCAACAUACCAAUGGUUCUGCACUGAUUUUGGAUAUCAGCAGCAGGAUUUCAGGCACAAUUACUCAAUCUGCUUCGUUUGCACCAGUAUUUUUACUCCGUUUAGACCCAUCAGAGCAAAUCUCUGUCCUCAAAAUGAGCGAUGCUGGAUUUGCUGCCGUAGCUUACAAGUCAGGCCGUUUAGUUGUUUGUGAUAUCUCUAGAGGGCCAGCAGUGAUUUUCAAUUUGGCAAAUGUCAGAGAGCACUUGGUAUCAAUAACUGGUAACUGCUACAUCACAACAUUGGAAUUUGCCAUCUUAGAAUAUGGAGAAGACGGUUACUCUUCAUUAAUGUUGUUGGUGGGAACCAAUUGUGGUGGCAAUCUCCUUUAUUUCAAAAUCACACCAAUGGGCAACGGUGGGUUUGAAGUUACGUUUGCAGACAAGUCGGCGCACCUCAACCACAGAAGCUCCGAUGGGGGCGAUGUUGAGGCGUCGAAAUUGCUGCAAUUGAUACCAAUUGAAUCACAGUUUGGCUUAUCCGCGGUUGCUAAUCAAGAGAGGUUUAAUCAACUUGCAAGUGGAAUGCCAAUUCCAGGUUUAGUAGUGACGAUUUCUGAUAGAGACAUCCGUGUAAUUAAGACACCAAAGACGAAACUUGCGCACAAAGUUUAUGAUGAUUCGUGUUUAAAAGCAGCAGUUGUUAGUUACAAGGACAAAGGUGUCAUGUUAGCAGUUUUGGUGAAAACAGGAUUCCUUAAACUUGUCUCUCUUCCAGCAUUGCUGGAAAUUGCAUCUAUAAAACUUCCUAAGGAGACGUUCCUGAAAUUACAAGAGUCAAUACAAUCAGGAUUGGCCAAUGACUCUAACUUGUUGGCCUCGGGGGAAAUGUAUCUAAGAUUGUCUCAAACCGAAUUUGUUUGUGCUUCUGCAUAUGAAAAGCUGCGAUUCAAGGGAAAUGCAGAUACAGAUAGGUUGUUCAAUCCGGACUUGAUUAUACCACCACGUCCUGCUGGAAGUACAUUAUCGUGGGCUAAAGGUCAAAUACGCUAUUGUAGUGUGGACGACUUGGCCAUGCUUAUAGCUGGUCCUAAUCGAAAAGCACCCAAGACGGAAGAGUCUAAAUUGGCACAUAAUAUAAGUCCCGAAGCCAACCCACAGAAUAGUUAUGGUGGGUAUAAUCCAAAACCUGUUGGAAGGCUGCAACUGCCAUCUAAACAGCAGCAGCAGCAGCAGCAGCAGCUGGGAAGUGCAUAUGAACAACCAAGAAGGAGAGGUACUGGGGCAAAUCAAGGUUAUGGACUUGGUCAGCAAGGAUUUAUGAAGAGCAUACAAAAUGGGUUACAAAGUGCAGAAGAAACGUUUAACGAUUACGCCAAUAGCGCCAGUCAAACAUUCACCGAGGGCUUUGAAGAUCAAAAGAAAUCAUUUUAUAGUUCCGCUUUGCAAAGUAAAUUUGGUUUUUAA
Messenger RNA from Lodderomyces elongisporus, 3270 nucleotides. It is a transcript of the gene SRO77, whose product is annotated as putative Rab GTPase-binding protein. The transcript has a single exon. Gene Ontology annotation, molecular function: myosin II binding; GTPase activator activity; syntaxin binding. The coding region runs from base 1 to 3270 and encodes 1089 amino acids. The record is from RefSeq and is a predicted model, not a curated record. Gene Ontology annotation, biological process: regulation of protein secretion; regulation of exocytosis; establishment of cell polarity. Gene Ontology annotation, cellular component: cytoplasm; plasma membrane. Lineage: Eukaryota; Fungi; Ascomycota; Pichiomycetes; Serinales; Debaryomycetaceae.